AUGUUAUCAAGGAGAAGAUUUGAGUUACCUGAAUUUACACUUCCAAUUAGUAACUUUAUUCUUUCAGAUGUUCCAUUGCCAUUUUCUUUAUUUAUAAUCACCUUAUUAUCACUGUGCUUUGCUAAUAGUUAUAAUGGUGACUUUGUAUUUGAUGAUUCCGAAGCCAUUGUUAACAAUGAGGAUGUACAAACAACUCCUCUCAACGAUAUAUUUAAAAAUGAUUUUUGGGGUACUAAAUUAACUAACAUUCAAAGUCACAAAUCAUAUAGACCACUAACAACAUUAACUUUUAGAUUGCAUUUUUGGUUCCGUAAGGAGUUGAUUGCUCAAGAUUAUCAUCUGGUAAACAUUGUCUUACAUACAGGUGUUUGUGUCCUGUUAUUCCCUGUGUUUAAUAUAUUAUUAGGCUCAAAGGAAAAGAAAACAGCAUUUUAUGCCAGUUCAUUGUUUGCUGUUCAUCCAAUACAUGCAGAGGCUGUGUCAGGCAUUGUAGGUAGAGCUGAAUUGUUGUGUGCUCUGUUUAUGUGGCUCUCUAUUCUGCUAUAUCAUUAUUCAGUUCAUGCAAAGAGACUAUUGCACAGAUUCUGCAGCAUGUGUGGUUGCAUUACAUCCAUUGCAAUUGCAAUGCUAUGCAAGGAGACAGGAAUCACAGCAAUUGGGAUUUGCAGUGUAUAUGAUCUUGUAACAGUUCAUAAAGUAUUCCCAUCUGAUGUUAUCACAACUAUAAAGACAAAAUCCUCUUAUACUGAAGUAAAGAACUUCAUCAAGCAGAAACAGAAACUUUUAAUCAGACUUUUUAUAUUGUUUGCAUCUGGUCUCAUACUUAUAAUUUCAAGGUUCAGUGUUAUGGGAUUUAAACCACCAAGUUUUCAGUCUGUGGACAACCCAGCAUCAUUCAUGGAUAAUAUAUUCUUAAGAAUACUGAAUUACAGUUAUAUUUAUUGCUUAAACGUAUGGCUACUGAUAUGUCCUGAAUGGUUGUGCUUUGACUGGUCUAUGGGUUGUGUACCUUUGAUCACAACUUGUGACGAGAGAAUAAUUUUUGUAAUUAUUUUCUGGCUGAUACUUAAUACGAUGAUUGUGCACAUUUUCAGACCCCAUAAAGAUAAAUGUCUAAGAUACUCAAUUAUAGGAUUGACAAUGCUGGUAGUUCCAUUCCUACCAGCUAGCAACAUCUUCUUCAAUGUUGGUUUUGUCCUAGCAGAAAGAACUUUAUACAUUCCCUCUGCUGGUUAUUGCCUUCUGCUUGUUAUAGGAUUACAAAAGAUUUGUAAUCGCGUUUCUGCGCAGUACAUCCUAUUAGCGUAUAUGAUUCUCGUUUCACUAUUUUUGGCAAGAACUUGGAUAAGAAGCGAACAAUGGAAAACUGAAACCUCGCUUUUCAGAUCAGCGUUGCAUGUUUGCCCCUUGAAUGCAAAAGUUCAUUAUAACAUUGCUAAGAAUGCUGCUGACGCUGGGAACUCUACAUUAGCGCUCCACGAAUACGAAGAAGCUCUAAGAUUGAAUCCCCAGUAUGCUCAAGCCAUGAAUAAUCUUGGUAACUUACUCAAGGAUCAAGGAAUGUACUUAGAAGCAGAGAGUUUGUUUAAGCAGGCUAUACAACUGCAGGAUGACUUUGCUACAGCAUGGAUGAAUUUAGGCAUUGUUCUGUCGGCCCUAAAGAAGUAUGAAGAAUCUGAAAAAAGCUAUUUGACAGCACUGUCUUAUAGAUCCAAGUAUCCCGAUUGCUUUUAUAAUUUAGGUGUCCUGUAUCUAGAACAGAAAAAUUAUGACAAAGCUUUAAAGGCUUGGGAAUCUGCUACUACACAGAAGAAGAGCCACAGAAGAGCAUGGACAAACAUGAUAUUACUUCUUGAUGAUCUAGGUAUGCGCGAUGAUGCACUUAAAAUUGCGUACCAAGCCUUACAAUUUCUCCCAGACGAUGCUUCAAUUCACUUUAAUAUUGCAAACAUAUUGGGCAAAUCUGGGAAUUUCGUAGAAGCGGAGGUGCAGUUUAAAAAUGCAAUAUCGAGAAAUCCUACGGAUUCUAUGUUUUAUACGAAUUUGGGUGUAUUAUACCACCGAUGGAAUAAACUCGACGAAGCGGAGCACAUGUACAAGAAAGCACUAGAAAUUAAACCAGAACUUAAUAGUGCCAGGGACAACUUGAGGAAAUUAUAUAGUUUAAAAUCAUCAAUAAAAUAA
Messenger RNA from Dufourea novaeangliae, 2184 nucleotides. Its product is annotated as transmembrane and TPR repeat-containing protein 4-like. Gene Ontology annotation, cellular component: endoplasmic reticulum. Gene Ontology annotation, molecular function: protein binding; mannosyltransferase activity. NCBI's taxonomy places the organism in Eukaryota, Metazoa, Arthropoda, Insecta, Hymenoptera, Halictidae. Gene Ontology annotation, biological process: protein O-linked glycosylation via mannose; endoplasmic reticulum unfolded protein response. The transcript has 11 exons. The record is from RefSeq and is a predicted model, not a curated record. The coding region runs from base 1 to 2184 and encodes 727 amino acids.